This is a messenger RNA of Danaus plexippus (monarch butterfly), 1661 nucleotides long. RefSeq lists its product as uncharacterized. The record is from RefSeq and is a predicted model, not a curated record. The coding region runs from base 83 to 1606 and encodes 507 amino acids. The transcript has 2 exons. Lineage: Eukaryota; Metazoa; Arthropoda; Insecta; Lepidoptera; Nymphalidae.
AAAUAUUGCUGUUUUUUAAUUCACAUUGCACAGUCGUAAAAAUAUAAAUAUCACGUUUUGAUGAAAUGUGAACUUCUGUACGAUGUUGUGUUACAAAAACAUUCAUAGGGCCUGGUCAGCGGUUCGAGUCCUAUUGUUAUGGAAAAUUGUUAUAAGGGCAGCGAAUACAACAGAAAUAUAUGGCAAUUUACCAGAUAAAUCUAUUAUAUCGAGAAUAUUUAAUGAAUUCGUGGCACCUAUGAUGAGAUCUCUGCCAGUAGACAGUCCGUUGUUUAGGGCGUUCAAAGAUAACACAGUGAAGAAGGCAAUAAACGAAAGAAUAUCUGAAUUGCACCAAUAUCUGCAAGACGAUGACCGUAACGUGUUUGAUGAAAACAAUUUUCUGUUGGAGGGCAACGACGAAACGGCCAUCAUAGAAUUUCUACCGAAGACGGAUAUGAGGCAUAAAAACGACACAGACUAUAACCUCCUUAAGAAUAAUAUAAAGAAAUAUAAGAAAAUAAGAGAGAAAAUUAAAAAAAGUUUAACGGAAGAAUCAGUCUCUGAGAAAACGAAAACUUUCGUACUUAAAACGUUGGAUGAUUUGAGUAAAGAAUUAAUAAAUGGGCGUUGUAGCGGAAAAAGCAUGCGGUCAGAGCAGAACAAAGAACCAUAUUUGCUAGCCAACAAAUGGAACGAGGGGUGGCGUCAUAUUAAAAACAGUGUCUACAGUUUUCUUACAGGCAAUUUUAGGAAAAGUAGCGAUAUACCGAAAUAUAUUGAUAAUCUCCACGUGCUCCUAAAGAAAAUAUCAAAGGAUGCCGAUUUAAUUUCUAAGAAAUAUAAAAUACAAUGCGAAUUCAUUCCAAAAAUAUCUUACCUGAGCACAGAAAGUUCGAACCCUCUGAGGCUUAAUUGGGACUCGACGGACUUAGAGGAAGAUCGCUGUCAAAGGACCAUCGUAUGUUCUAACGAACUGAAAGAUUUUAUGUUCAAAUUCUAUCAAACCCUUAACGAUACAACAGUUAGCGUAUUAAAAAAUUACGAAGAGAUGUACACGAGAGAAGUUAGCGCCGAUGACGCUAGGGAAAAGCGAUUAAUUACAUCUUUGCUCGCUCGUGCUAGCGAUGACGUCAAAACCGCCGUCAAAGAAGUGUAUUUGAAAGAAAUAAAAAAAUUCAGACUACACGAAAGUAAAAAUCACGAAGCUAAUAUCAUUUUGAUAUCUGAUUUCAUAAAGAAGAAUAUCGAAAACGUAAAGGAGAAAAUACGUAAGAUGUUAAGAGCGAGGCUGAGUAACGUCAGAGAUAAAGUUGCUGUUGUCAUACAAGACGAUGUGAAGGUAAAUUUGGACGUUGACCUGGGAAACCUGGAACAAGAGUUCACUAAACGCAUCUGUGCAACGUUCCGUCUUUGCAACGGCAAAUAUGCGGGCAGGCGGCAAAACGAUGAGGAGGGGAUCGACAAAAACAAUGUCCUCGUACAGGUUCAACUUAGUGUGGAUGAUGAUUCCGAGUUUAGACGUUUUUUAAACAAUCGUACAGAUGAUAAAAGUACCACGGCCACGUAUUCAUCCAAUGUCAACAUUACCAGAACUACUAUUUUUAGUUCAACAAUGCAAAAUUAAUUGAACAUUUUAAUAUUACAUUAAAAUAUAAAAUUAUAAAAACAUGACGGAAUAA